AUGGAGGACCAUUAUAUGCUCGGAAGUUCGGAGGAGACACUCCGCAACCAAGGACUUUCAGAGGUGCAGAUACCGGGGACUUUUACUAGCCAUUUCAAAGCUGCUUUAGGUCGCAAGAAAAUUGAGACCUACAAGGAUGACAAACUUGGGAUGGGGGACAAAAUUGGACUUGCCCUCUUGCAAGAGAUCCAGAAAUCAAAGGUACGGAAACAACAGGAGAGUUAUGCAGAUGCAUUUGCUCAAUUUGAAGAACGUUUCGAGGACAACAUGGACAAAGUGCUCAUGUGGCGAAAUGCGUUGAAGGAAGCAGCCAAUAUGUCUGGCUUUGAUAAUUCAAAAAGAACAGGGCAAGACGGAGGCUGA
This is a messenger RNA of Prunus armeniaca (apricot), 363 nucleotides long. The record is from the annotation of a GenBank genome assembly. NCBI's taxonomy places the organism in Eukaryota, Viridiplantae, Streptophyta, Magnoliopsida, Rosales, Rosaceae.